Molecule: messenger RNA, 504 nt
Organism: Morchella importuna
Lineage: Eukaryota; Fungi; Ascomycota; Pezizomycetes; Pezizales; Morchellaceae
Exons: 1
Coding region: 1-504 (167 amino acids)
Source: RefSeq, a predicted model, not a curated record
AUGGCCCCCCUCGACCUCUACAACCAUGUCGCAACCGAGACACCCUCCAUUCGCCCUAAGCCUGCUGAUGCUCCCCCACCGGCUGAAACACCGAUGAAGACGCUUCUCAACCGCCUCUUCACCCUCACUGUGGGCACUCCCCGUCCACCAACACCAAUGGAGCUGGACACUCCCGUCGCCACCAAAAUCACCCCCGUCCUUGCACGCCUCGUGCUCUCCCCCGAGACCAAGACGCCGACUAGAAAGUUGUUUGGGAUGUUCUCGGCGGAUAAAAUGGUGAAGAAUAGUUUCAAGAAGGAGAAGGAGCUGGCAAGGAUCAAGAGGGAGAGGGAGGAGGCGAGGUGCUUCUGUAUGACUUGUAAGGGCGGGAGGUGGGGGGGAGUGUAUUGCUGUGCGGUGACGGUGGUCGAGUUUAUGGAUUUCGAGUACGCGAAGGGGAAUGGGAAGGGCGGGAAAUGUGGGUGUGUGAUGUGUAAAGGCGAGUGGAGUGAGGGUGAAGAGUAG